Molecule: messenger RNA, 2577 nt
Organism: Patella vulgata (common limpet)
Lineage: Eukaryota; Metazoa; Mollusca; Gastropoda; Patellidae
Exons: 5
Coding region: 344-1249 (301 amino acids)
Source: RefSeq, a predicted model, not a curated record
CCAAAUAAUACAACGCGGUGUUUACCAUUUAUCAUUCCUCACUCCACUAACAACUGUGUCAUGGUCGAACGAUAAAGGUGACCCAAUUUGUACUUGAAAAGGAAUGAAAAUCCUGGCGAUCUGCAGGUGUUGACAAGCUGUGAAUGACUAGAGAGGACUGUGGAAGUUCUUCGAGUAGAAUAACGAUAGUUCCAGAUUGAUCUUGCGUUUGUUCCGAUGGGAUGUUAGUGAUUCCUAGUCGAUUCUAUUUUUAAAUGGACAACUGGUGAUUUCAGCGCAGGUUAUAUAUAUUAUAAACAGAAGUGAACCAGAUUCGAACCUUCACCACUUGUGUUUAUAUAUAAUGAUGAUGUCGACAAUAUCUGGAAUAGUUCUACUAGUCGUAUGUUUGGGUGUAUGUGUGGAAAGUAAACUAACAUAUGGUUGCUAUGGACCACCCGGAUCACCGUGUACCAAACACACUCUAUCUUGUGACAAAGGGGAGGUAAUUAGCUUGACAGAUAAUUUGGGCGUCAUAACGUUCGCAAAGAAACGGAACUCGAGCACUUGCGAGCCAGUGUUACAAGAUGAAUGUGACAAAAAUUCAUGCUGCAAACCAGGCGAUGACUCCAAACCAUCCGACGUCAUGGCAGUCAGCGAAACGGAUAAAAUACUAAUUUAUAACCAAUGUUCUAAUAAAGAGUCUUGUACGAUUACCUCCCCUUAUAAACAUAAUUUAGAUUACAAUUAUCUACAAUAUUUUUAUUUCUGUAUGCUGGGUUCCAACGUGAAUAACAUAACAGAUAAACAGAAUACGACCCACUCCCGUUCCGGUUUCCUGUAUUUUACUGGUCAGACCAAACCAUCAUCACAUCUUACCUGUUCCUGUGAAGUAACCAGUCCUGGCAAGAUAAACGUCAUCAGCUAUUUCACCAAUCUGUCCCCAGACACCUGCUCCCGUGUUAAAAUAUCCUCCCAGAAUCGCCAGCUAGUCAAGUGUGAGGACAAAGGCGGUGCCCUUAUUUUCAACAAAUGGUUAGAUCAAGUUAAAGAGUCGAUUACCAUAGAUUUCGAUGACUUCUCAGCCAAGAGAACAGAUACUUUAUGGUUCGAGUUUGGUCCGGAACGAGACAAGGAAUUAAAUAUCAACUGUACUGGAUGCAUUCAUAUCAACUCAGGCCCAGCUUUAACCCCUGCUGGUUUUAAAUUGGGAGUUGCAACAAUUAUAACUAUCAUAAUACCUCUUCUAAUCGCAGGCCGCCAUCUUUGAUUUGAUUAAUCCAUACGCGUGUAUUGUUGUUGAGUCCCCAUGGUGACCUCGUUAUUCUAGUUGGUUUACUCAUAUUUCAUUCAUUCAUUUAAAGCUGCAUUAUGUAAGAUUUAGAUAGACAUUGAUCGUUCAUAAUAUAUUAUUGUAGCAACGGUACUUGACAACCGGGACUAAGUCUCGAUUAUCCAUUGUAUCAUUAAAGUUUUAAAUUUCGCGCGUGUGAUGCGAAUAAAUGUCUAAAUAAUAAUUUAUGUAAGAUUUGAGCACGAAAGAAACACAUGCAAUAGGCAGAUUUAGCUCUUACAUAAUGCAACUUUAAAGUUAAGCCGGUCUCGUACACCGUCAUGUUGGAUCUCAAAGACAUCCUGCGAAAAGACAAAAACGCGUGGAGUAUGAAAAUAUCUGCGAUAAGGGUUUUGUCCAGAAACGAUAGCUUAACAUAUUGCAGACAUCCUGGUGUAUCAUGAAUCGUGGCGACGGAAGACAAUCGUGGACUAUCCCUUUAGCAUUUUCACCAGGAGUAUCUACUGGAGAAAGGGAAGCAACUGAUGGCGAGUAAGGUUUGAUUUAUUUUUAUCUUCCAAAUUCCAGAACAAUUGUUCUCACAUCCACCAAGUUAAUGACAGUCGCAACGUAGUCGAUGGUGCUCUGCCACGAUUAGCUCUGCCAAUGUCAUGAUUAGCUCGCCAUGAUUAAACAGGACAAAGUAUGAAACCGACUUAACAAGCAUACAGCUACAACCCCUCGCCUUUUUGGACCAGGAACUGAUCUUCUUCUUGUUUGUGGUUGACGCUCUUCGAAAAAGCCUAAGGCUCAACCAAUUCAAGGCCGAUCGACAUGAAAAUUAGCAUGCUUGUUCUUUGAACAUCGAUGUGGGGAAUUAGAGUUUUGAAUUUCAUCCAACAACAUGGUCAGUUCCUGGUCCAUAGUAAGAUCGUACUUGGUUUUUUUUAAAUCAGAAAAAUAUAUAAUUACUAGCUCUGAUAGGGAAUCCAGUCAAAUUAUCCGGUAAGAAAUAUUUAAAUUGAUAUUCAUCUUAAAGUCAUGUGACCUUUUAAAAUUACAAACAUCAAUAUUUUACCAUUACCAUAAAAAUACCUUAUGAAGAGCUGACUAAAAUGACAAACAUCAAUAUUUUACCAUUACCAUAAAAAUACCUUAUGAAGAGCUGACUAAAAUGACAAACAUCAAUAUUUUACCAUUACCAUAAAAAUACCUUAUGAAGAGCUGACUGUUCUUGCUAUAAUAGUUCAAAAAUAUAUAAUGCAAAAUACAUAUAUUGGCAAUUUUAUUCGGAUUGCUUUAUUCCAACCCAAGUUAUCAUUGUU